GGUCCGUGGGGCGGGGUGAGAGAUGCCGGGAUCUCGCGAGAGCUCCCGGGGGCCGCUGGGCAGCGUCUUCGCUGUUGCCCUUAGGGACGGUUGUGGGCCUGCUGGGGGUGGGGGCCCGGAGCGCUAGAGAUGGAUGCUCAGCGAGGGAUGCCCAGCUCCGCCGGGAGGGUCCUGGAAGAGGCGUUGGGCAUGGGUUUGACGGCAGCCAGGGACGCGAGGGACACGGCGGACGCGGUGGCGGCUGAGGGCGCCUACUACCUGGAGCAGGUCACCAUAACUGAAGCAUCUGAAGAUGACUAUGAAUAUGAAGAGAUACCAGAUGACAAUUUUAGCAUCCCAGAAGGUGAAGAAGAUCUGGCAAAAGCAAUUCAGAUGGCCCAAGAACAGGCUACAGAUACUGAAAUUUUGGAACGGAAAACAGUUCUUCCUUCAAAGCAUGCAGUACCUGAAGUAAUAGAAGACUUUCUCUGCAAUUUCUUGAUCAAAAUGGGAAUGACCAGAACUCUUGAUUGCUUUCAGUCUGAAUGGUAUGAGUUAAUACAGAAAGGAGUGACUGAACUUAGAACUAUUGGGAAUGUUCCAGAUGUCUACACCCAGAUUAUGCUUUUGGAAAAUGAGAACAAAAAUUUAAAGAAAGAUUUGAAGCACUACAAACAAGCAGCUGACAAAGCUAGAGAAGAUCUGCUGAAAAUUCAGAAAGAACGUGAUUUUCAUCGAAUGCAUCACAAGCGAAUAGUCCAGGAAAAAAACAAAUUAAUUAAUGACCUCAAAGGGUUGAAGUUACAUUAUGCGUCUUAUGAACCGACUAUAAGGGUGUUACAUGAGAAACACCACACUUUACUGAAGGAGAAAAUGCUGACCUCCUUGGAAAGAGACAAAGUAGUUGGGCAGAUUUCUGGACUUCAAGAAAUAUUGAAGAAGCUGCAAAUACGACAUAGUUACCAUGCUCCUCAAAUUAAAGUUGAUCGUAGUCGUGAAAAAGAAAAUGCACCAGAAGGUCCUACUCAGAAAGGUCUUCGUGAAGCCAGGGAACAAAACAAAUGUAAAACAAAGAUGAAAGGCAGUACAAAGGAUUCAGAAUUUCCCAUAGAUAUGCAACCAAAUCCAAACCUGAAUGUUUCUAAAGAAAAUCUUUCUCCAGCAAAAUUUGACUACAAGCUGAAAAACAUUUUUAGACUCCAUGAACUUCCAGUGAGCUGUGUCUCCAUGCACCCCCACAAAGACAUCCUAGUCUCCUGUGGCGAGGACCGACUCUGGAAGGUGUUGGGCCUUCCAAAAUGCAAUGUGCUUCUCACGGGAUUUGGCCACACUGACUGGCUUUCAGACUGCUGCUUCCAUCCCAGUGGCAACAAAUUGGCUACUUCAAGUGGUGACACUACAGUUAAAUUAUGGGAUCUAUGUAAAGGCGAUUGCAUUUUGACCUUUGAAGGACACAGCCACUCAGUAUGGUCCUGCACAUGGCACUCGUGCGGCAAUUUCGUGGCUUCCUCCUCACUGGAUAAAACUAGCAAAAUCUGGGAUGUUAAUAGUGAAAGAUGCAGAUGUACUUUGUAUGGACAUACAGAUUCUGUGAACAGCAUUGAGUUUUUUCCUUUCUCCAAUAUUCUUCUCACAAGUUCUGCAGACAAGACCCUGUCUAUAUGGGAUGCAAGAACAGGUAUAUGUGAGCAGUCACUUUAUGGUCACAUGCAUUCUAUCAAUGAUGCCAUUUUUGAUCCCAGGGGUCACAUGAUAGCAUCCUGUGAUGCCUGUGGGGUUACAAAGCUAUGGGACUUUCGGAAGCUGUUACCAAUUGUGUCCAUCGAUAUAGGUCCAAGUCCUGGCAAUGAGGUGAAUUUUGAUUCAUCAGGUCAGUGUGAUUUUAAGGCCCUUGGUACAUCAAACCUAUUUUUUUCUCUCCAUGACUGAAAUAUACUUGGUGAUACACUAACAUUAAGAAAAGCAUAAGAAUCAGCAGUAGAACAGCGAGAAACAUCAAAGACAACACGUAUGAACGAGGGACUCUAAUGAAAACACUUUAUCUGUCUGAAGGAAUAUGAUUUCAACCUGACCUUCCCAUCCCUUUGACCAUUUCUUUAAGGAACAUACCGUAAUUAAUUUUAGUUCCAUGUGUGUGAGAAAUUACUGUCAUAAGGAUUUUCUCAUUGAAUAAUGAGAAAUCUGUGCUUCUGUACAAGAUAAGUCCUCAAUGACUUUUCAUUUAAAAGGUUGAAAUAUAUCAAAAGUUGAAGAAACCGGGGAAAACAAACAUAAAAUCUAAUGAGAGAAUGCAGAAAGAGGUGAAAAUCACAAAGUUAAGUGCUAGAAAUUAUGUCCAUCUCAAGAGAGUAAAGAAGAGUGCAAAUUAAGAACCAAACAAAAUUGAAAUAAAGGAUGGGGCACAUAGGUCUCUUCUAAUUGCAUUUAUUCAGGAAAAAAAUGAUUUAAAGAGAAGUAUAACAAAAUUGUAUCAUGAAAAUACAAUCAAAUCUAAUCUAAUUUAGUAAUCUCAAAAUACACAUUCAUUUGAAUAUAUCUUUAUUUAUUCCCAGUGGCAAGCCAAUACAAGCCUAUAUGAUGUAACCAUUUUCAAAAAAAGCAAGAAUAUAAUUGACGCUAUUGGCAAUAAUGAAUAUGUAUUGAGGGCUCACAUUAGUUAUGUCUAACCAUUUUUUCUAGUCAAAACUCUGUGACAGAACUAAAUUGUGCAGUUAUAUACACCUAGCGUGUUAUUUGUCACAACUUAUAUAAUGUGAGGCCAGGCAAUGGUCUGCUGUCUCUGCUGUGCUCUUGGACUAUUGAAAACACACAUGUAAUGUCAUCAUAGUGUUAUGUAACACAUGUGGAAUUAUAAAUAGCAUCCUGUCUGAGCUAUUUCAUAUAAGGAAUGUGAGUGGUUAUUAUAUACUUUAAGUGGCCAUUAUACAAACAAAAGUUGAUGAUAAUAUUUAAUGUCUCUGGAUCAGUUUAAUUUAAGGGUGUCUCAAGGUUAUGAGGUGUACUGUUUAAAAAGAGUUAUUUUCUUAUGAAAUGACAGAUCUUUAUAAAUAAGCGAUUUCUUAUCACUGCAAAUCCAACACAGUAAAGAAAUAAAUUGGAAGUAGAGGUC
Messenger RNA from Symphalangus syndactylus (siamang), 3088 nucleotides. RefSeq names its product sperm associated antigen 16 (gene SPAG16). Gene Ontology annotation, molecular function: protein binding. The record is from RefSeq and is a predicted model, not a curated record. Gene Ontology annotation, cellular component: axonemal central apparatus. NCBI's taxonomy places the organism in Eukaryota, Metazoa, Chordata, Mammalia, Primates, Hylobatidae. Gene Ontology annotation, biological process: axoneme assembly.